UCUGCCUGCCUCUGCCUCCCGAGUGCUGGGAUUAAAAGCGUGCGCCACCAUCGCCCGGCUCUAAAAUUAAUAUCUUGAAAGGAAACCUAUUGUCUGAAUUAGAACUGCUUUAGGAUUCAGAAAUUCUGUAUAUCCUAAUUCUGGGGACUGGUAGACAUUCUACUGUACAGGCUCAGUGCAUUUUGCAUUGUCAGACAUGGCUAGAUAGACUGAUUCUGAGACAAAUCACCUACAUAGCUGAGCAUCAGAUGUUAUAACAGGAGGAAAGUGGAGGCUACCACUUGCAAAAACAUGAGAUUAAUACUACCUUCUGAAACUGGAAAUGUGGCAUAUGACAUGUUUCACAUGGGUAUCAGGAUUGAAAUAGUUGUACAUGUUGUUCCUGACACUCCUUUCCCACCACUACCCACAGUAACUUGUUGCUAUAACUUAGAAAAACAAUUAAUGGGUUUCUACUACUCCCCUGCCACAGAGAUGUGCUGGAAAUAUUUGAGCAUCCCCAUGGUCCCAGCUGUACUCCUGCCUCAAGGUACAAUGCCUAUCAAAGUCCAAGGAAACUAUAGCCAAUAUCAGUCACAUUCUGCCCUCCCUUCUGUUAGCACCUCUCUGGGAGGAAUUUGCCAGAUUUCAGUCAUGAUCCAUCCCCACUGUAUCCUUCUUAGGCACUGUAUCUGAAAAACUGGGGGAGGUCCCCAUACACCUAGGGCAGGCAUUCUCACCGCAGAAGAACAACCAACGUUCCCUACAUCUCACUGAUCAUUGCAUUGAUCACUCUGUAUUACCACACCCUCCUUUUAAGUCACGGUAUGAGUGCCACAGACAGAGAUUCCUGUUACACCCUCUCUGUCUAGUACUGGACCCAUGCCAAUGUCAAAUCAGAGGACAAGUACCUCAGGGUCCUCAUUACUGGAACAGCAAAUGCCAGAGGGUUCAAGUAAUAAAAUGAAUAUCAUCAUUGCCUAAGGAAACAAAUCACCUUGUAGGGGUCACAAGUUUCAUUAUAGGAGUAGGCACAGAGUAUAACCACACAUACUGCUUUCUAUAUCACAUUUGCUUGAACUGCUUGAGUAUCUCCAGUCUUGUUUGUAUCACCCAAAGAGAUAGUAGUUCUCUCUGAUUCUGAUAUAAUACAGAUAUAACUGGUAUUAACACACUAUAUCCAAACUCACUGAUCAUAAACAAAUGUGCUUCAGAGAGAUUACACUAUGGUGUUCAACUGGAAAUCGCAUUGGCAUUGAAUAUCAAUAAGUCAAUGAACAAGGUACAUCUUCGGAAAACAUUAAGUCCGUUCCAUAAAAGUGAUAAGGCUAUCCACUGUACCAGAUAUGUAAGCUUUAAUAUAGGAAUACAAGAACUGUGAAAAACAAGGUAAUACAACAUCUCCUAAAGUCCAUUCAUAACACUCUAGUAGGAUAUUCCAAAGAGAUCAAAGUAGAUGAAAUACCUGUUAGAAAAUUCAAAAGAAUUAUUUCUAAAAAUCUCAAGAAAAUCAGACAAGCAGUUAAGUGAAAUUAGUAAGGCAAUGCUGAGUGAGGAAUUUAGCAGAGAGAUGGGGAUUUCAAAAAAGAAUAAGUCAGAAUCUUGAAAAUGAAAAGUUCUAUAAAUCAGUUUAAAAAAAUUAAGGCCUGUGGAUAAGAGCACAUGUAUGAGGACCCGAGUACUCAAAAGUUGUGCAUGACCACCAACAUGUAACCCCUGCAUUUUGGAUCUCUGUGGCUCGCUGGCUGCCAACCUAGCCUCAGCUUCAGUAAGAGACUCUGUCUCAAAAAAUAAGUUGGAAAAUGACACAGCAGGACACCUACUGGCCUCUUCUGGCUUCUGUAUGAAUGUGUACUUAUGCGUGUGCACCUGCACCACAGGCAUACCUGUACAUGCCCCCAAAAUGUAGAUCUACAAGAAAUAGUAAUAUUGAAAGAUUGAAUCAGUGAUAAAGAGUCUUACUAAAAAGAUCCUGGGUCUAGAUUGUUACAUUGCUGUUAUCUCUUCUUUGCUUCUUUUUCUCUUCCUUUCUUUUUUUUUUUUUUGUGUGUAUGUAUGUAUGUGCGUGUGUAUGGGGAGGAGGUGGAUAUGGUCUUAUAUAUUCCAGUCUAGUCUCAAACACCCUAUAUAGCUGGGGAUGACCUUGAACUUUUGAUCUGCUUGCAUUCACAUGCCAGUUUAUGCAGAAUUGGGGAUUGAAUCCCAGGACUUUGUACUCAGCAGGCAGGCACCCUACCAGCUGAACCACAUCCCAAGCUCCUGAGUUUAUCCAAACUUCUAAAGAACCAGUACUAAUGCUUCUCAAAUCAUAGAAGAAGACAAGAAUCAUUGUAUGUAGGAGUGCAUAGGUAUAUGUGGAUGUGACUACACAGAGGAACAAGGGUGAGAUGGGAAGAAGAGCAAAAGCAUACUUUGAAAAAGUUAUAGUGUUUUCUAGCACCUAUGUGCUGAUCGUUAAAACGUAGAAAACAACUGAAAGUUGGGAGGAGACCCUUCCCAACUUAUUCUGUUCAGUCUGAAAUAUCUGUUACUAAAGUCUGACAGCAUAACAAGAGAAAACUACAGAGCAAUAAUCCUAUUGGGCAAAAAAGGGAAUACCCUCAAGAACAUGCUUGCAAAUUAAAAUCAAGAGUUUAUCAGAAAGAUCAUACAUUAUGUUCAGGUUGGUUUCAUUCCAGGGAUACAAGAAUGUUUCAGAAUAUAUAAAUCAGCUACAUAUUACAUAAUGUAUACAUAAUACCUUGCAUAAAUUGAAUGAACUAUAGAAAUCAUGAUUGCCUCAAUAGAUACAGAAACAAUAGUGAUAACAUUUAUUCAUAGUAAAAUUCCUGAAUGUAUUAGGUAUAGAAAAAUUGUGCCUUAACAUAAUAAAGCCUGUAUAUGACAGACAUUUAGGCAGAAUCCUACUGAAUGAGGAAAACUGAAAACAUAUUGUCCCAGGUAAGAAUUGAAAUAUCCUGCUGUUGUGGUUAGUAUAGCUCUUAGUGUGUCUCGAAAUUUUGUAUUGUCACAGUUUUUAUUUAGUAUAAUAUUAGAAAUUUUAACUAGAGCAAAUUUUAACUAGAACAGUUUGGCAAGAGAAAGAAAGAAAAGCCAAAUUAUCACUCUUUAAAAAUGAUGUAAUUCUGCCAGUGGUGAAGGGACAGAGGCACUAACUGUUCCUCUUAGCAGCAUGAGGAGGUCUCCUAGUCCUUUAAGGACCUUGACUCAAGACAAACUGAUUCCUGGCUUUGGUGUAGUAAAUAAGAAUUAAGUAUUAUUAAACAGGUGUGUAUUUUUAUUACUAAAUGUAGUUUAAUCUAGUCUUAAUGUAUGAGACAGACAAACUGAAGUGUGGCUAUGAACCUCCUAAGGAAAAAUUAUAAUUAAUUUUAUUAAUAUCAGUCAUGUGUAAUAUUAAAAAAAACAAUGCAAAUAAUCCAUCAAUGAUAAAUAAGCAAAAUGGAGUGCAUCUAUACAAGCUAACUAAUAGUGUCUGAGGUCUCUGCAGAGAGGGAAAUGGAAGAUAACUCCUAACAAUGAUAGGAUUUCUUUAAGGAUGAUGAUGAAAUGUUACAAAAUGGAUAGGUAUGGUAUUUAGUCAACUAUGAAUAUGCUAAAAAGUUUUGGUGUAUCAAUUACACACAAACAUACCCACAUCAGCCAGCCAUUCUACUGCUAGAAAUUUAUGCAAGAGAAAAGAAAAUGACCCUCCAUCUAUGGGUCUGUGGCUUCCAUAUCUGUAGAUUUAGUCAACAGCAGACCAGAAAUGUUUAGGAAAAGCCAGGUGUGGUGGUGCACAUCUCUAGUCUCAACACUUGGGGGACUGAGUGGCAAGACCGCUGUAUUAGAAGCCCAACUGAACAACAUGGUGAGAUCCAGGUACAGCUGGAGGUAUGGUUGAAACACCUACCUCAAAAAAAAAAAUGGGUAGGUAGGUAAAAGGGUUCCUGGUCUAACAUAUAUAGAGGGUAUUUUCCAAUGUACUAUUGUAUAUUUCAUACAAAUAUUUGUUUGUGCAUGUAUAUAGCCACAUGUUUAUAAAAGCCAAAAGCUAGAUUUGAACCAAAUGGCCUACUAUUCAGCAACAAAAAGAAAUGCAUAUCAGAUCCAGGGAUAUUAAGUUGAAAUCAGAAGUGUUUUAGAUUUCAGAUUUUGGAAUAUUUUCCUAUAUAGUAAAGUAUCUUGUGGAUAUGACCCAUCUAAGCAUGCAAUUUAUUAUUGUUUCUUACAUGCCUUAUGCCCAUGGUCUGAAGUCCUACACACCUCCAAGCAAUGAGUUCAAGAUCAGCAUGAAACUGGAAGCUCAGGACCCCAGGAACACCACAUCCACCUGUAUUGCCACAGUAGUUGGACUGACAGGUGCCCGACUGCGCCUGCGCCUUGAUGGCAGUGACAACAAGAAUGACUUCUGGAGACUGGUUGACUCCUCUGAGAUACAGCCAGUUGGAAACUGCGAGAAAAAUGGUGGCAUGCUGCAGCCCCCACUAGGAUUUCGACUGAAUGCCUCCUCUUGGCCCAUGUUUCUUUUGAAGACACUAAAUGGAGCAGAGAUGGCUCCCAUCAAGAUUUUCCAUAAGGAGCCACCAUCACCUUCCCACAAUUUCUUCAAAAUGGGAAUGAAGUUAGAAGCUGUAGACAGAAAGAACCCUCAUUUCAUUUGCCCAGCCACUAUUGGAGAAGUUCGAGGCUCAGAGGUGCUUGUCACUUUUGAUGGGUGGCGAGGUGCAUUUGAUUAUUGGUGCCGCUUUGACUCCCGGGACAUCUUUCCUGUGGGCUGGUGUUCUUUGACUGGAGAUAAUCUGCAGCCACCUGGCACCAAAGUUGUGAUUCCAAAGAAUCCUUCCCCUGCAUCUGAUGUGAAUACUGAGAAGCCCAGCAUCCACAGCACCAAAACUGUCUUGGAGCAUCAACCAGGGCAGAGGGGGCGCAAACCAGGAAAGAAGCGGGGCCGAACACCCAAGAUCCUUAUUCCCCAUCCCACCUCUACCCCAUCCAAGUCAGCUGAACCUUUGAAAUUCCCAAAGAAGAGGGGUCCCAAACCUGGCAGUAAGAGGAAACCUCGGACUUUGCUGAGCCCACCACCCACCUCACCAACAACCAGCACCCCUGAACCGGAUACCAGCACUGUUCCCCAAGAUGCUGCCACCAUCCCCAGUUCAGCCAUGCAGGCCCCCACAGUUUGUAUCUACUUGAACAAGAGUGGCAGCACAGGCCCCCACUUGGAUAAGAAGAAGAUCCAACGACUUCCUGAUCAUUUCGGGCCAGCCCGUGCCUCCGUGGUGUUACAGCAGGCUGUCCAGGCUUGCAUUGACUGUGCUUAUCAUCAGAAAACCGUCUUCAGCUUCCUCAAACAGGGCCACGGCGGUGAGGUCAUCUCAGCCAUAUUUGACCGGGAACAGCACACCCUCAACCUCCCAGCAGUCAACAGCAUCACCUAUGUCCUCCGCUUCCUGGAGAAGCUCUGCCACAACCUUCGGAGUGACAAUCUGUUUGGCAACCAGCCCUUUACACAGACUCACUUACCACUCACUGCCACAGAGUACAGCCACAGCCACGACAGGUACCUACCAGGUGAAUCCUUCGCCCUGGGGAAUAGCCUGGCCCGGUCCUUGGAGACACACUCAGACUUGAUGGACACUGCCUUGAAGCCUGCCAGCCUUGUCGGCACCUCCCAGAACAUUAGAACUCCUGGUUAUCGGCCCCUGGCUCCCUCCUGUGGCCUCCCAUUGAGCACUGCCUCAGCUGUGCGUAGGCUCUGCUCCAGGGGAGUGCUGAAAGGAACAAAUGAACGGAGGGACAUGGAAUCAUUUUGGAAACGAAGUCAUUCCCCAGGGUCAGAUCGGUAUCUGGAGAGCAGAGAUGCCCCUCGCCUGAGUGGCCGGGACCCUUCUUCAUGGUCAGUGGAAGAUGUGAUGCAGUUUGUUCGAGAAGCAGAUCCUCAGCUCGGACCCCAUGCUGACCUCUUCCGAAAACACGAGAUCGAUGGCAAGGCCCUGCUCCUGCUGCGCAGUGACAUGAUGAUGAAGUACAUGGGCCUGAAGCUGGGGCCCGCCCUCAAGCUCUCCUUUCACAUUGACCGGCUGAAGCAGGGCAAGUUCUGAACAGGAGGAGGCAUUCUUCUCCCCGGAAGCCGCCAGCCAGCUCCCAGGCACCUCCAUAGGGCUCUGGGUGACCUCAGGACUCCAGGAGGCUGGAGAACCACCACCACUGCCCCUCCUACCAUGAUGUGUCCUUCUAUGAAGGACUGAGGAGGGAAGAGUGUGGGCCCAGGGCUGGUGCUGCUCUUCCCCUUGGCCUGCUGUGGCUCCCAGGCCCCUCCUAUUUAUUUCUCAAGGCUUGCCAAGCCACUCCCCACAAGUUUAGACUGAGCACCUUGCAAAGAGAUGGAGGAAAAGGCCAACUCUAGGGCCUUGAAAGGCCCCGACACCCAGGCCCCUCACGACCUCCUGGGCUUGGGAGAGGGUCCCAUGGCCCCCAGCUCAUGCCUUCUCACCAGAUCCCCAGACUCUGAACUUAUGGUGCAGACCUUUUUUUAAAAGUUCCUUUCUUGUUGCUAAUUUAUUGCUUCUGGCACUUGGACUUCAUGCUUUUCUUGCACCAGACAUUUUUGGGAAGGAGACCAUCCUCUGUGUUCCAGAGAGGGCCUCUCCAGAGAAGUAUGACCCUGUUCCAGAGGACACCGCCCUAGGGCUCUUUCUCUCUGGGAUGGACAGAGGCAUAUGGCUGACUGGGCAUGGAAAGGUGAGGGUCCCUCUUCCCACACUAGGCCCUUUGUAGCCCCAGUCUCUCUCUCUUUGAUGUAUUUUCCCACCACCCUGCCCACAUCACAGCUCCCUGCCCUGUUCAGAAUUGCUGCAAAAGAUGGGGCCUAAUGCCACUAGGCCAUUGCCCCAAGGUGGGACAGAGGACCUCCAGGCUGGAGGGGUUGCCCUCUGCUAGCUUCUGUGCUUCCUCCUAAGCAAGCCAGCAGCACUGCUGCCCCCACUGCCAUUUGAACUAUUUUAUGUCAGUUUGUUUAUAAAUAAAAACCAAUACAAAUGUCCGUGUCCUAUUAA
Messenger RNA from Microtus ochrogaster (prairie vole), 7016 nucleotides. It is a transcript of the gene Scmh1, whose product is annotated as Scm polycomb group protein homolog 1. NCBI's taxonomy places the organism in Eukaryota, Metazoa, Chordata, Mammalia, Rodentia, Cricetidae. Gene Ontology annotation, biological process: negative regulation of DNA-templated transcription. Gene Ontology annotation, molecular function: histone binding; chromatin binding. Gene Ontology annotation, cellular component: nucleus. The record is from RefSeq and is a predicted model, not a curated record.